Columba livia (rock pigeon) is the source of this 12680-nucleotide messenger RNA. RefSeq names its product V-type proton ATPase subunit S1-like protein. The record is from RefSeq and is a predicted model, not a curated record. NCBI's taxonomy places the organism in Eukaryota, Metazoa, Chordata, Aves, Columbiformes, Columbidae. The transcript has 7 exons. Bases 8849 to 9886 code for a protein of 345 amino acids.
UUUUUUCCUGCGAGUUACGGGGCUCGCAGGGAGCGGGGCAGGCACGGGGUGCAGCGUGUCGGCCGCUUCCUUGAGGCGAGGCAGUGAAAGGUGCUGCGGAGAGUUCCGAGAACCAAGCUGGUGAGGGGCGUGAAGCACAAGUCUGAUGAGGAGCAGCUGAGGGAGCUGGGGCUGUUUAACCUGGAGAAAAGGAGGCUGAGCGGAGACCUUAUCACUGUCUGCAACUGCCUGAAAAGAGGUUGUAGCAUGGAGGGUGUUGGUCUCUUCUCCCAAGUGGCAAGUGAUAGGGCAAGAGGAAAUGGCCUCAAGUUGCACCACGGGAGGUUUAGAUUGGAUAUUAGGAAAAAUUUCUUCCUGGAAAGGGUUGUCAGGCAUUGGAACAGGCUGCCCAGGGCAGUGGUGGAGUCACCAUCCCCGGAGGGGUUUAAACCGCAUUUAGAUGAGGUUCUUAGGGACAUGGUUUAGUGCCAGAGUUGGGUUAAAGGUUGAACCUGUUGGUCUAGAGGGUCUCUUCCAAACAAAAUUAUUCUGUGGAAGGACACUUCAGCUUUCUGAGGAAACACAGAACAGCAGGGUGUGAAAGGCGCUGAGGUGCAUGUUGUCCUCACCAAAUGGUGCUUGUGCGGCCCUUCCCCACUUGCAGAGCUGUCUGUGGAGGAUGAGACUUGCACUUGGAACACGCAAGGAGCCGUCUCAAAGUGAGGAGGCCGUGCUGGUAUCAUCCCUGUUUUGCGUGGAAUGGCCUCAGCCCCUUUCUUCUGCCACAGUGUUCUUCAGGCUCACCGAGCCCUUGGUUCUGCUGUAUCCUCAUCAGGUGUGUGCAGCAGGUGCUUGCCAGGCUGCUCACAGGGUGAGAAGAAGCAGAAGUCUCACACUGUAUUUAGGGUGAGCAAGGAAGAUACUGAGGAGCUGCGAUGGUAGCUGAGCCGGGAUUUACUUCCAACAUUUGACUUAAGUGGCCCCCAAGUCUUCCAGUGCAUCUACACCAUGGCAAAACCCUGUAAAAUCAACAAGCAUUUAUUAAGUUUGAAAGCUACUGUCAGUCUAUACUGCCAAACUAGCAGUCUGCAGAUACCAACCAAACAGGCACAGCUGCCUCAUUCAAGCAACCCGCUUCCUAAUACAAAAAGUCAUGAACAUUCACUUCCCUUUUUGGGUUUGCUGUGAAAGGGCAUUAAUGUAUCUUUAUUAACACAACCUGUGUUUACAGCUUAAAUGGAAAAUACGUUGUUUAUACAGGGCUGUUUUUACGUUCAAUCCGGGUAGAAUAAACAAUCAAAAAACAUCAAAUGAUUAAAAAAAAAAAAAACAACAAAACCCAGCAACAGUUUCAGGAGCAAACAUUACUGUUACAAAAAGCAGCUUGUUAGAAGAUGUGAUUCCAAUGUGGAGAAUGCAAUCGCUGUUUGGUAAUUUUAAGAACAGGGAAGUUAAUGUUAAAAUGCUGCAGCUUUACAAUCUUAAGAGUAUUAGGAAUCCUUAUUACUUAAAAUUUGACUAGGAAGGAGAUUGAUGAAUAAAGAAAAUGAAUAUUCUGCAACAAACUGUGGCAUCUGGUGCACAAAUAUUCACUAAGAUCUAGGAAAGAUUAUGGUACUGUACGUUUUGCUGUUUCUUGUUAAACUUUAGUAGGACUUUGGGACACUUCAGUUAUGACAUUCUUACUUCAUUUCACCCUGUUCUUCAAAAUUAAUAUUGUUUGUUUGAUGCCGAACCAAAGAGAAAUGCUCAGGUUUAGUUAGGGUCAUCCAUUGCAAAAAAGUUCAUUCAGACAUGUCACCCUGUGUUUAAUGAAAUGCAGAGGAAAUGUUUGUAUAUACAAACCAUUUAUUAUGGCACUGAAAGGCAUACAAAAAUAAUAAUAUUUAAAUGUGUUUUGGUACUGUAGCUUGCAGAAAAGGAACUUAUGUUCUUGGUCUCUCCUUGCCCUUGUACAAGGCCAACAGAGAAAUGGUGGUUACUUUGACUUGAACUCCAUGAAAUGUCACCAACAGGGUGAUCCUUCCAACAAAAAACCAGCAACCAGAACUUUGUUGUUUUCCUGGGCUUCCCUAGACUUCAGCAGUAGCGCCAGGUCUUGACGUGCUGGCCACGGCUGUGGCCAUGUCCCCAGUUCUUCGGCCACAGGGGCCUCUGCAGAGCCAUGCUUGCCAAGGUGGCCACAAGACCCUGCUCUCCUGGGAUCCUACCUCUCCCCGACAAGGUGUUUUUGCAGUGAAACCCACAAAAUUAGGCUGCUGGGAACAGCCACCCGAGAGGACUGUUGGUGGAAAAGGGUUGUUUUCUUUGGAGAACGCCAGCAGUGCUACAUAAGUGCUUCUAAAAUUAAAUGUUUCAGUUGGCCGAGCAGAUAAAUCCACCCAAAAUCCCACAAUUUAGCUUAAAACUCCUGCUAUAAGCUGAUCUCCAGCGUUCCAUGUGAGAUCUGAUUUCUGAUGUCCCGUGGAGCUGUAGCCUCAACCCGGGGUGCUCAGGGGCGACCUCGCUGCAGCCAGUCCCUUGAUCCCCACCACUCACAUCCCUGUCCAUCUGCAGUCUCCUUAGCACAGCCCCGUCUGCAGGUGUGUGAGAUGCUUUUGGGGUUUCCUCGUGUGCCUCUUAGCAGGGAGAACAACAAAAAGGAGGUUGAAUUGAAAAUGGAGGGAGAAUUAGGGCUGUGAGUACCUUUUCUGGUAGCUCAGAACCUGUGGCUUUCUUGAAUAGCAAGUAUUUUACAAAACACUGGUGGGUGAUCAAAACAGAUCCUCUGGCUGCCACAGUUACAUUCUCCUGGGGAAGGGAGAUACACAGGUGUUGGGACCUCCUUCCACACAGGAGCACAAGGUCCUGCACGUGGGUAGGGGCAACUCCUGGUAUCAAUCUGGGUUGGAGAUGAAGGGAUUGAGAGCAGCCCAGAGGAGAAGGACGUGGAGGUGCUGAGGGAUGAGAGAUUGGACGUGAGACAACAAUGAGAGCUCACAGCCUAGAAAGCUGACCAUAUCCUGGGCUACAUCUAAGUGUGUCCAGCAGGUGGAGGGAGGUGAUUCUGCCUCUCUGCUCCGCUCUGGUGAGACCCCACCUGGAGUCCUGUGUCCAGCUCUGGUUCCUCAGCACAGGACACACAUGGACCUGUUGGAGAGCAGCCCUGAGGAGCCACAGAAAUAAUCAGAGGCUGGAACAGCUCUGCUGGGAGGACAGGCUGAGAGAGUUGGGGUGUUCAGCUGGAAAGGAGAAGGCCCUGGGGAGAACUUAUUGUGUGCUUAAAAGGGGCCAAUAAGAAAUAUGGGGACAGACUUUUUAGCAGGGUCUGUUGUGAUGGACAAGGGGUGAUGGUUUUUAAACUAAAGAAGGGAGAUGGAGGUGAGACCUGAAGAAGAAAUUUUUGACGCUGAGGGUGGUGAGAGCCUGUCCCAGGUUGGCCAGAGAGGUGGUAGAUGAACCAUCCCUGGAGACAUCCCAGGCCAGGCUGGACGGGGCUCUGAGCAACCUGAGCUGGUGAAGAUGUCCCUGCUUGUGGCAGGAGGCCUGGAGCAGAUGAGCCUUGAAGGUCCAUUCCAACCCAAACCGUUCUGUGACUCUGUGAUUCUAGAUCUACCUUGUUACACUGAGCUUUUUUGUGUUUGUGUUUUUUUGUUUGUUUGUUUGUUUUUGUUUUGUUUGUUUGUUUUUUGUGUGGUUCCCGUCACUGCCCCUUGCUUUCCCCAAAGGCCGGCUGCGAAUCAAGCUUCAUUCUUGAUCCAGUCUCCAUCCAGACCAGCUGGCAGUAGGGCCUGGAGUCUGCAUGGAGAUUUCUUGCGAGACACUGGCAUCCUUUGGUGUUGUUAGGAAGGGAGCAGGAAAAAGAGUUGUAACAGGAUUCAUUUUUGCAUCAUCCCUGCCUGUGUGGUGGAGAUGAAGACUAAAAGCCCUGCAGGCAAAUUAGUUGCCCAGAGAGAGGAUUUCAUUGGAACUGUGACAAGAUUUUUCUUUUUAUUCAGGCCAAUUUUCUGUCCAUGCUUCUGUUGCAUUGUGGAUAUAUCUAAAUCACAAGAACAAUGUGUGUCUCAAAGAAAAAAAAAUCGUAAUGGUAUCUCACGUGCUAGUACCUUGUACAGUGGCUGAUACCUUAUAGUUAGGUUGAGAUAUAUUAUUUUAGAAAGCUGCUCAGUUCAUGCUGACCUGAUAUGUCACCUGAAGGUAACUAUAAACUGUGUUGAAAAUAGAUUGUGCUGUUGUCUGCCUGAGGAGAUGCUAGCCAAAGAGAUAAGUUAUCCAUGUCUAAAAUUACGUCUGCAGUCUCAUUCGUUGCAUGCAAACCCAGUGUGUGUAUAAUCAUUGCAGCAUCAGGCGGAACAGCUGUCAUCUCAGGGUCUCCAUCAAUGUUAGUGUGGUCAUCCUGUUUGACAGGGGGUUUGCUGGACUGUGGUGACACAUUUGGCUAUGUGUGGAGUGCCAGCAAUACCAACUGGCUAGCCUAUCAGUCUCUGAUAUUUUGCUUCAUAAACCUCACAAAACUGUGAGCCCUUACACUGAAUAUAGUUGCCAGCUGCUUUCUUAACUACCCUGUGUGUGAUGGAGAUCCAAAAAUAGAGAAGUGUUGAAAGUACAGUAAGAUCUCCUGCUGUGCCUCCCCCCAGGUCGUGUAAAAGUCUGAGCUGCUGUGAUACAAAGUGAAAACCAACUAAGUAGUAGGUACUUUAUUAUUAAAGGAUGAGUUUUUCAUGAAGAGUAAUCAUGAGCAAAAACUGUUUGCCAGAGCGAGGAAAGAAAAGACGAUAAGCAGCAGUUUAAUCCUCUGUUUUGGAAUAUUGGCCACUUUUAGCCCACCACAGCCCAUCUUAAAGGAUGUAAACAAAAAUGUUGACUUCCUCUUGACUUUGGCAUGCAGGAUGUUCAUUGGAUGCCUUUGUGGAGUUGAAUGUCACUUCGUGCGUUCCAUAAAACAGUGUGUGGGCUUUGCUCAUGAUCCUCUGUUGACCCUUUGUCCACUGUGCAUGUAUGUAUUCAAAGCAUGUGGCCGAGCAAGCUUUGUUUGCUUGAUUUCAGCGUAAAACAGGCAAGUGUACAACGGCAAUUCAUCAACAGUAUCACAAGAGCUCAUCUAAUCAUGCCCCAGUCAGGACCACUGCAUGUGAGGCUCCAUUCAAGUGUUCUUUUAAACUCAAUAAUGCAGAGAUGGUGGUUUUAUCAUCAUUCUUCACCAAAAUUAAGUGCUUAGGAUGACUUUUUGCUUUCAGUGGAUCUAUACCAUGUGAGUCUGCUUAUGCUUGAACCUCAUGAGAAAGCAACAUUUUUAAGAACUGUUUCAAACGUUUAAUAUUAUUGUUGUUAUAAGCAAGUGUCAAGAGGUAAGGAAAGACUUUUAUUGAUGCUCUUUGCUUCUACCAUUAUUUCAGAUGAUGACUGUCAAUUAAUGAAUUAUUAUCAGCAUCCAUAAUAUCCUUAUGUAGUGAGGAAGUCAGCAUAUUUUCAUUGAUUUACACUAGCUUAACCGUAGCAGUUUGGUGCUACAUGUUUUCUUGGUUGUCUGCAAAAGCUCCUUUGUUUCUGAGCAGAUAGACAUGUACUUUUCUCCUCUUUGACUAUAGGAAAUGGUGGCCUGAGAAGGCACAUUGCCUCUAGAAAUCGGUAGCACCAUGGAAGCACACAGGCUGGAAGUACAAUUAAAGAUACAUUCUGUUGUCAUGGGAUGGGCUACAGGACAUUAUCUUGGAUUCAACCAGUAUUGACUUCAGGUGCGGCCUCCCACAUCUUGUUUGUACUACUUUCUCUCACUUUUGCUGCCCUUAAAGGACGCAUUAUUUUUUCAUUUGUGCCAUACUGGUUUGUAUUUCAGCAUUUUUCUUUAGCUUUUGCUGCCAUGCUGAUGAAGAACACUUAGAAAACAGCAGCACAUGGAUGAAAUGUCAAGGCACCAUCAGAAAGCCUCUCUGUGCCUUUUCCUCUGCACUUAUUUAGGAGGCACUAGGGGUCAGGAGGACUGAAAUGUUUAAUAAACCAGUGACAUUAGUGGCUUCACGGUUUUUAGGAGAGUGUGUGACUUUCCUACCUCUUCCCGGGGCUGCUUAAAAUUUUCAGCUGAGCCAUGUCCCUGUACUGUUGGUUCUAAGUUAAGCAUCAUACAUUUCUGCUGCUUCACAGAAAAUUCAGGGAUUAUUUUCAAAUGGUAUUUGUUUAUCGCUAUGCUCCCUUAUCUCAUUUUUCCAGCUGUGAUUCCCACGUAAGUAUCUGGAUUCCUCCUUAAAUUGGAUAGAAGCAGUACUACUGAGGACAAGCUGUUGAGCGAUUUUUAAGAUUAGUGAAUACUCUCUGUGUCACUGAAGGAGAAAUGAAUUAAGAUGGUAAAUCCUUUUUAAUAGUUACGAUGCCAAAGCCCCUAUCUUUAUCUUAUAUCUGGAAUGCAACAGAUGGAAGCUCUUAAUUGGUGAAGCAGGGCUUACUGUGUGAUCACAUCAGCGGGCGGCUGAUGUUAACUGCUGAGUAAGAAAGCGGUGUGUAGAUAGACAGGUAUAUAUAUAUACAUUAAUACACAUAGCUGUUAGUAGGAGCUGUUUGUGACUGUGUUCUGCCUGAUAUUUAAGUGGAGAAGGGUGCAGCGUGAUGAAAUGUCAGCUAAGCACUGGUCCGAGCUUCCUUUUGAGAUACCCACAUGUUGUCCCAAAACAGGGUUCUUUACCCAGUGUGUGUACAAAUGUGCCAGAUUUAGCACACAGAGACAAGAUAUUUUAUUACAGAGUUGCACAAGUCUGGAUGCUGGAAUAAAAGCCAGCACGCCUGCCAGAAAAGUAAAAGGUGUUAUAUACAAAAUCUUAUCACCACUCAGGGCAGUCCCAAAGAGCCAAUUGGUUACGCAUUGGCAUAUUGCAUUAUAUAAUCCUUUUGGCCUAUAAUGAGCAACAUUCAGCCAAAGGACACUUCAUCCAACAGUCUUGAGAUAUGUGUUAACGUAAGAACUAAUUGUGCGGGCUUCAAAAUGUCUAAAGUUGCAAGGUCAGUAGUGUCUAUAGUUUGUGAUUAGGUGUUUUGUAAGUCACUCUUUGUUAAAUGAGCAGGCCAACCUAAACAUGAAAGGAUUUGCAUAUCUUUAGGUUAGCAAUUUCAGACAGGAUUCAUUCUUUGAAGUGGUGAGAACACACAGUGAAGGUGAUUACCAAGACCCCGUCUCUGCCUGGGCCCCAGAGCUCCCUCCAGGCUGGUCCAGAUCCGUGGCUGUGUUCAUGCAGGUGGCCAGACUGUGCACAAGCACACUGCAGGACGCUGUUGUUGUGCCUGCUCCACCAGUAAGUGUCCUGAUUCCAGCUUUCCUGGUCCUGUGUAGUCACUUUGAAUAUAAAGUUGUCCUGGUUUUGUUAAAAACAAGUUUCUUUUAGUGAAUUUGCAUGUCAGCUGAAGCCUUCAUAUUAGCUACAUUUUUCUGAAAAGCCAGCUACAUGUUUUUGUAGACAUAGCAAUGGUGUGCAAGGUCGCUGGACUGUUGAGGAUGGAUGUACAACUUGCGAGAGGGGCAAUGAGAAACAGGUGACCAAAAAACUGACCAACUGAAAUACUCCAUCCCAUUCAUGUCAUACUUCAUAUAAAAGUGGGAGAUCACGAGGAUCUUGUCCCUUUUCCUCAUGGCUGACAUUAGGAGAGGACCUUGCUAGUCAUCCCUGCGAACUGAGGGCUUGUGGCAGACUGAAUCCAACUCCGGUUUGCUGCAGGGUCCAGUCCAGGACUUCGGGUGCCGGCCCUGCAGUUCCUGGGACUUUCAAGAUUGGUUUUGUAUAUUUUGUAUUAUUUUCUCUAUUUUUAUUGGUAGCAUUAGUAAAAUGAUUUUUCCAACUCUCUUAUCUCUGUCCUUCUUUCCCUCCCAAUCACCUGUCCUUAGUGGGGAGUUGGGAGAGGGAGGGGAUGAAGGGGGAAGUGGGGGUUAAGAAUACAUCUGCCAUGGUUUGUUGUCACCCCGCAAUCAAAACCUCAACAAAGGUGUAAUUAGUAAGCAAUGUUGGGAGAGCACAUGUGGGUCAUAGAGUCUGAGGAGCCAGCUUGUGUACCUAUCCCUCUUUGCCAUCAUGAGCACAACUGAUGUCUAUUUUGAGAAGGCCAGUGAGGAGGGAGGGUCUGCAGAGGGGGUACCGGCGCCCGUGACCCGUGUAUCUUUUGAGAACUGACCCAUCCCAGAACCAGCUUGCCUUUGUCACGGUGAUGUGUGUGCUCCCUGCUGCCUUAGCCUGACAGUCCAGAAACGGAGGCAGCGUAAUCCUGUGGGCAUUUAACAGCUGUGCUCUGGCCUAGAGUUCUCUGUAAGUAUAAAAGCAGUUGAGCCAGGAAGCUGGACACACACAAACUGAAGUGCUGAAGGAAGGAAACCACUUGCAAAUACUUAAUUUCUAAGCUUGCUGCAUCUGCUUUCACUACUGUAAAAUGGGAAUAAUACUAUUACUCUGAAGGUAUUAUAAGGCUUCAAAAUACAUGUAAUUCUUUUCCUGGUUAUGAUAUGGAAGGAGAAAUUUCAGAGCUGUUUGGAAACAGCACCUUCACCUUUCUUUAAGCUUAGGGUUGAGUGUAGGUAAGAAGUGCUCUUCAGUGUGAUUUUAGAGCUGGGCAAGACCAUCUGAUUUUAUUUCUUUUUUUCCUUAACAAGCAGCCCACAUCCUGGUACAAUUUCCCCAGGAUGUGUAAUCUGUAAUUCACCAGGAAGCUGGCGUGUCCCAGCAGUAGGCGUCCACCGUCAGAGUAAAUCCGAGCACACGAAGGAUUUCUCCCGUGGGUACCGGUGCGGUGAUGUGGUGGUGAAUCCCGUCCCCGACUGGCUGGAUCUGCUGCCUGUCAGACUGCCAGGCGGAGCAGGGGCUGAUGCUGGACCAGAGGAGCAGAUGUGCUGGGUGUGGAGGCACCGGUGCUCUUCUCCAUGGAAAGAAACGCUGCCCUCGGGUUCCUCCUGCUCAUUGUGUACGUGGGAUUCACAGCGCCUGUGGAGCAAAUGAUUGCGACAGCGGAUGGCAGUUCAAGUGUGUUCCCAGAUCAAGAUUCUCUGCAAAGAAAUGAUCGACGUUAUGAUGGUGGUGUGAAGCCAAAAUUCAAUGUAAAUCAAGUAGCAAUUACACAGGUUGUCAGCUACAACGUGAGCAGGAAAGAACAGUGGGAAAGAGUGUCCUGGAGGCCAUUCACCCACAGCCACUCCAGCCCUCUCAACGUCACGGUGAAUGGCAUCCCCUGCAUUCUCUUCUGGGCCAAGAGGAUCAUGAUUAAGUUUGAAAACCACACGCGGCUGGAUUUGACAGAGAAGACAUUUGGUGUCCAUGCAACAGUGGAUGUUGGAGAUUCAAACUGCAGUGAAGAUAAUGCAAUGCUUUCUCUGAAGUUUGGUGACAUUGGCAAUCUCAAGGGACUUGUUAUUAGAUUCUUACUAACAACAAGCUAUUACCAGAUGUCUGUUCAGAACUGGUUCAGUUUACACAGGCUGCAACUUCUUUACAACCACUCCAUACAAGCGACGUUUAAUGCGACCAGAAUAUAUGCGCCAGCAAGUUACUCCUACCACUGUGAACACGUGAGCAGCUUGCAGAGAUAUGAUGCGCUCCUCAUACCCAGCUCUGCGAAUGAUCUUUCAAAGCUUUGGGAAGUCACUUUUACUGAUUUCCAGAUUCAAGGUUUUAACAUUCAAGAAGGACAGUUUGCCUAUGCAAAAGACUGUGCAUCCCUUUUCUCUCCAGCAAUACUAAUGGGGUUGGUUAUGUCGCUGAUUCUGCUGCUCGUUCUUGCCUAUGCUCUUCAUAUGUUGAUCCACCUGAAAUCUCUUGACCGGCACUAUGAAUGCAAAGCUUCUCCUGCCUAUUUUGCACAGAUGAAAGACAAUGACAUGGGGGAUGAGAAAGAGCCACUGAGAAGCAGUGGGAAUGAGUCCUGUGAACUUAGAAACCAACAGUUCUGUAAAAUCUAUAUUUAGCAGUAUGCAUCUGUCUCGGUGAAACAAGUGGUAUUUUAUUUUGCUGGCACUGUCGUAUGUAGUUUGUGCAGAUUUUUCACCAACUGAUGAAAGGAAAAGUAGGUAAGAGAUUGUUUAGCCAGUGACUGUUAUUUAUUGAUAAGCAUCUCGAAGAUGCUUCGGGAAACAAAGAGAGAGAAGAGUUCCAUAGUGAGUAGGAGAUUUCAUGAAAUGGGACUUUAUUCCUGUAGUGCAAAACCAAAAUGCAUAUCUUUUCAGCCAGCUUACUGAGUCCUGAAGAAAGAACCAGUAAUGGAGACUUUGAAAUUAAAAAAGAUACAAAAGAUUGCAAAAUACAUUUUAAAAAAAGAAUGACAAAAAACCAACCAAACAAAUAAACAAAAACCAAACCUCUUUGCUUAUUCUUUCAGAAGGCAAGAUUUUUCCCUGGUUUUGUAUUUGUUUCAUCUCCCCUGCUCUGUGUCCUGACAAAAUAGCAUCCACUCCUUUCUCAGUGUAUGUUUUUCUUUUAUUUUCCAAAUUACAUUGUCUCCUCUGUGUCCUCAUAAACUCCUUUUCAUCCUUUGGAGCCAUAUAAGCUCUGUGUUAUCUGCUACACUGAUGAAAUAGCAAUGGCUCUGGUACAGCAGCAUCUUGAUACGUUUCUCUGUCUAAGCUGGAGGCUUACUGUAAGGAUCUUGUGGGAGAACAGCAGACAUCUGGUCAAAGGCUUACCCUUAACUUCCCGGCUCAACUCCACUCCAAAAGACGGAUUAUGAGCAUUAUACCCUGUAAUUCUAGGUUAAUUUCUAUCAAAUCCCAUCAGUCUCUUGAGAAUGUUACCUGAAUGGAUACAGCCAGUGCUGUAAUUGAAAAUAUCUGUUAACAAAGCAGUGGAAGCUCCCCAGCAGUUAAAAAGGAUAUUGUGAUAUAAUUCUCAGUCUUCCUCUGAGUGUUCUCACUCAUCCUGUCUUCUCUUAGAGUUGAAGUUUGGGAACUCCAAAUUAGCCUGUAAUUUGGCCCUGACUUCUAGCAAGGAAGAACAGAGUAAAGUACUAACUCACUAAUAAUACAAACCCCAGCAUGUUAGAAAUACUUCUGCAAAACCAGACUUAGCAAACAAAUUCCUCUUAAAAAAAGUUCUAGAUAAUAGAUGUAAUUAGUCAUUUGUGGUCUUUGUAAACUGUACUGAAGUGCUCUUUAAACACCUUGAGAGGUGUCCAGGGUCCCCUGUUUAUUAGCACAGGUGACACACAGAGUAGAUGUGGAGUCCAAAGUGGGCAAUUGAUUUUGGGGAGGCACUUCAUAUUUAAAAAUAAGAUAAGGCAUCUUUGAACCCUGACCAAACACAAGGCACAAGCUUCUGGGGACUUGGCAAGGCUGACUGCAGCCAGUUACUGCCAAGCCUGAUCAGUUUCGUAAAGGAAGCAAACAAGAGUGCGAAUGUGUGGGAACAUGGAUGAGGGUAAAAUGAGAAGGUGAAGAGAAAAAAUACAGGAUUCUACAUGGAGUAGCAAACCACUUGCUAGCCUAGUCCCCCCUGCUUACACACAGCGAUGACAGAUGUCGGCUGAUGACAGUGUCAGGAGUUCAGGAUGCCAGUGGUGAGGAGGGGAUGUUCCUCAGAGUCUGGGGACCAGCGCUGUUGUGCCUGGGGCUUGCUUGCCUGUCAGGCAAUGAAAACCUGACACUUGCCAGUGGUGGCCUGACUGUCAAAAUUACCGUCAUUCACUGAUGUAAAUUACCCGUCCCGCAGAGCCGCACGUGGUGACUUCGGACAUGGCAGCGCUCUCUAAACCUCACGUUCUCUGGGGUACCAGCUCACCCCACAAAGCUCGUCGAACCUUCUGGUUGGCAUCUGAUGGUGCUGUCAGUGUAAUUCUGACAUAUCGUUUUCUUGCAUGUUUUAAAUAAGCAAUAUUAGCACCAUUGUUGUAAGGGGUUUUUUAUGAGACUUUUUAUGAGACUGAUAAAUUUAUGGGACUGAUAAAUCAGGAAUAAGGGAGCUUCCGUCUAAUAAUGUCCCUCACUCCUUGUGUCCUUCUAAAACCUCCUUCCCUAGCUAUUUUCUGCCCCACAUAUGUUCCAGUUUUGACGGUAGAGACGAUAUCCCCUGGCUUCAUGAGCAAAUCCCCAGUGUGUGCCAGUGCAGAAUUUCUGGAGCAGAAUUAAAAGAUGAGAGGGGCCCUGUCAGCGGGGAUGCACUUGAACGAGAGAGAUGAAAUUACAGCUGCUGUUUACAAAGCAAACUUCGCAAGAAAAAUGAAACACAGAUAACAAAUAGUCAAGAAAGUUCUUUUCUCAGUGUUUUCUAAACCAGCACACAACACGUAUUACACCCAGGAUCUCGUGAAUGGAGGAGCACAGUUAGGAGUUACCUUUUAUCUGCUGGCACUUUUCAUGUUGCUGUCCUGACGAUUCUUCUCUGCCAGGUGUGCUCAGUAUCACCACAUUUCUACUCAGGUGCCAGCAAGAGUUGGAAAGGAUAAAUACACUAAUUAUGGGGGGAAUUAUGAGCCAUAUAUUUGUAAAGAGUUAAUGAUGCUUUAGUGGAAAAACAGCAUCAGAAGGAAAAAUCAUUGUCAUUGCGGUUUCUGGUUUUGGUGCCAUGUAUAAAAGCAAGCACCCAUAGCUGAAAAAGACAGCAUGUGGAUUUUUGCAUUCCUGGUAAGCUAUGUUUUCUGUGUGUCAAACAAUCCUUAUCAAAUGCACAUUUUGGAACAACAGAGGCAUUUGAUUGGUCUGGUCCUGGAACAAGAAAAUUUGAGUUAAAAUGACUUGCUUGCUACAAAAAUAAACUACAUUGGCACUAACA